Messenger RNA from Toxotes jaculatrix (banded archerfish), 749 nucleotides. RefSeq names its product ureidoimidazoline (2-oxo-4-hydroxy-4-carboxy-5-) decarboxylase (gene urad). The record is from RefSeq and is a predicted model, not a curated record. Gene Ontology annotation, biological process: allantoin metabolic process. The transcript has 2 exons. Lineage: Eukaryota; Metazoa; Chordata; Actinopteri; Toxotidae. Gene Ontology annotation, molecular function: carboxy-lyase activity. Bases 91 to 615 code for a protein of 174 amino acids.
CCACAAGUGCGUUAACCCGUGUUGCAAAGUAUUGUCCGAAGGUCAACAAACUCUGCCAGUGCAAAAACUAAAGACUGUCCCCAAAUAGAGAUGGACAUCAACGCUGUAAAUGCUCUUCCUUACGAGGAUUUUGUGAAUAUUUUUGGCAAUGUGGUGGAGAAAUGUCCCAUUAUAACAGCUGCUGUGUGGUCAAGGCGUCCCUUUGCGAGCUUGCCCGCUUUGGAGGCCGCCAUUAAUGAGUUCAUCGAUGCUUUGCCAGAAUCAGGUAAAGAGGGGAUCCUCAGGUGUCACCCUGACCUCGCGGGUAGGGACCUCCAGAGAGGCACCUUGACCCGCGAGUCGCGCGAGGAGCAGGCACGAGCCGGACUGGACGAGCUGGAUUCCGCGGAAGCCUCGCGCAUGGCCUGGCUCAACGAGGACUACAAAGAGCGGUUUGGUUUCCCGUUUGUCAUCUGCGCCCGGAUGAACGACAAGGCGAACAUCUUACGGCAGCUGUCCGAGCGGUGUCGGAACGAGCGCGCGGUGGAGAGGGCGCGCGGCAUCGAGGAGGUGAAGAAGAUAUGCCACCUGCGUCUACAAGGUCUCGUGAUCGCUGACGCUCCGAACAAGUUAUGAACCACCUGGACGUAAAGACUGUCAUAGCUAUUAGACCUGUACAGGUUGUGAAAUUUAUUUUAUUCCAAAUUUAUUAUGUGUGCUAUUCAUCCAUCAUACUGUAUAAUUAAUUUUUUAAACAAUAAAAUAUGUGG